Messenger RNA from Desarmillaria tabescens, 1301 nucleotides. RefSeq lists its product as uncharacterized. The coding region runs from base 1 to 1191 and encodes 396 amino acids. The record is from RefSeq and is a predicted model, not a curated record. Lineage: Eukaryota; Fungi; Basidiomycota; Agaricomycetes; Agaricales; Physalacriaceae. The transcript has 6 exons.
AUGGAGACUCUGAAGAGCGGUGGAGAGACGUAUUCGACACCAGAAGCUCUUGCAUUGGCAUGGAAACAGCGCCUUGCAGCAGUGAAAAUCAAAUGGAAGCUUGAGAUAGCUACACGAGACCUCGUCGCUGUUCUCAAUCAAAAAGUUGUACCUCCACGCUAUGACAGGCCAUUGGAAUUCUUCAUCUACCUUGACAAAGCACACACUCUGACAGAAGGCAAACUUACCCAAGCCAUUGGUAGCCCUCCUUCCUGUGCUCUGGACAUCUUCAAUACUGUCUUGGGAUGGCUAGUGGGGUUUCCAUUCUUCACAAUAUACAUAUCCACAACCAAUCUUGAGCCAGCUGCUAUGCCUUCCAUUUCUUACGGGCCUGUGUCUCGUCAGGAACCCCUCAAUGCCCAUACUCCAUUCACUGAGCUCCCCUUUGACGUAUUCGCACAUGAUGUCAUGGGGUAUCUUGGUGCUCUAGGAGGAGGACGCAUUUUCCUUGAAGACACGCAUAGUGAACAAUACCUGAGAAAGUUCAGAUGGAACAGCCACUGUCUCGAAAACUACCCCAAUAAAUACUGGAUCCAAGAUGAACUAAGCGCCAGGCAGACCAUCAGAGGUCGAAAGGAUCUCCUUUAUGCAUGUGUGGGCCUUACUGUCCAGUUCGACUUUGACCACGGGCAAUCCAUGAUCGCCAAGUACCCAUCAGAACCCCUCCUCAUCAAAACAGCAUCCCAACUAUUCCCAGGAGGUCAACUGAAAACAUACAUCCCACACGCACUCAACAAGGCAGAUUCAGAGGCCCACGGUCACCCAGUUCCCGUUCUGGUCUUUCUCAACCACAUGUUCAACCAGAAAUGGCAAGACUCCAUCUUGAGCAUCCGGCCUGUCGGUGAUGAACACGGACCCCCUCUCCACGAAGCAUUCAAGGAUGUCUAUGUCAAUUUCACCCAUUUCGCUGCAGCUGGCGACAGCAAGGUCAUCCAGUACCUGCCCCAUGUGAUGCUUCAGUUCUUGAUGUACGGCUGCUGCUCUAUGAACUCUGUCGACUUGAUCACUGUAAUGCACCAUGAUUCUCUCCAGAAUCCUCUCUGCGAUAGCUCGAUGUCUCAGCUGGCUUUCCAGAUUCAAAACUACUGUUAUGCCGGCUCGAAGGGACCUUCCUGUGCUGUCGUUGCUUAUGCAGUUGGGGAUCGAGGAUAGGUCAAGGCAUCGGGUCGAGUCAUUCAUACCAGGAGGGCACACCGAGAGCAUCCAUCGGAAGCAUUAUCAGAUUAACGCUGUCAGAUGUUCUUCCGAGGUUUUCACUGUGA